Messenger RNA from Balaenoptera musculus (blue whale), 4171 nucleotides. RefSeq names its product HAUS augmin like complex subunit 3 (gene HAUS3). The record is from RefSeq and is a predicted model, not a curated record. The coding region runs from base 530 to 2341 and encodes 603 amino acids. Gene Ontology annotation, biological process: centrosome cycle; spindle assembly. NCBI's taxonomy places the organism in Eukaryota, Metazoa, Chordata, Mammalia, Artiodactyla, Balaenopteridae. The transcript is spliced from 6 exons. Gene Ontology annotation, cellular component: centrosome; mitotic spindle; HAUS complex.
AGGGGCGAGGGGCGCGGCCGGAAACGGGGGGCUCCAGUGCGGGCGUGGGGGGGCGCCCGGGGCCCCGCCCGGCCGGGCCCGACCGGGCCCGACCCUGAGGCGCUGCUAGGAGCGGGGGGGCGCACCUGAGCCCCGCAGGCCGGCCGGGCACCCGCCUGAGCUUUGUGCAGUUUGUCUUGGCGCCGAUUCGGCGGCCUCUGUGGACGAGCAGUUUAUUGACGCGCGUACCAGUCAUCGCUGACUGCAUCACCGCAAAUCACCGAGGGCCGCAGAUGUGUUGCUGGGGCCCUCCUCUGUGCCUCCUGUAUCCGCCCCUGGAGUUUGCAGCGUGGACAGGUUCGUCGUAUCUGACUUUGGUUCUUGCGUGAAUGCGGAGUCAUUCAGGAGAAAUUAUUAUAGAGUCUAAAAAUAUCUUUCCCCCUUCUCUGUGGACUUAACGUAAAAUUAGUUUUGUGUGUAUUUGGAUUCAUUUUCUAAAUAUCAACACCAUAAAGCCUUAUCAGUUACAAAAAAUUUGGGUAGUUAAACCAUGAGUUGUGGAAAGGAGUUUGUGGAAACGUUAAAAAAAAUUGAUUAUCCCAAAGCUGAUAUUCUUAAUGGGGAAGAUUUUGACUGGUUGUUUGAGACUGUUGAGAAUGAAUCAUUUUUGAAGUGGUUUUGUGGGAAUGUGAGUGAACAGAACGUAUUAUCUGAAGAGGAAUUGGAAGCUUUUAGCAUUCUUCAGAAAUCAGGCAAGCCCAUCCUAGAAGGAGCAGCGUUGGAUGAAGUUCUUAAAACCUGUAAAACUUCUGAUUUGAAGACACCUACCCUGAAUGACAAAGAGCUGGAGAAAUUAGAGGAUGAGGUUCGAACUCUGCAGAAAUUAAAGAACCUAAAAAUUCAGCGACGUAAUAAAUGCCAGUUGAUGGCUUCGGUAACUAGCCACAAAGCUCUGAGGUUAAAUGCUAAAGGAGGAGCAGCCAAUAAGAAGCUGAAGCAGAGUCAGCGAAUUCUAAACGCUGCCAGUGCUAAGAUCAGUAAUGAGCUCCACACUCUUACCGAUGGAGUUGCAAAAUUACUGGUGUUCUGCAGACAUUCGAAUUUGGGUCAAGGGACAAAUCCACUGGUGUUUUUAUCUCAGUUUUCAUUGGAAAAAUAUCUAAGCCAAGAAGAGCAAAGCACAGCAGCAUUAACCUUAUAUACCAAAAAACAGUUCUUUCAAGGUGUACAUGAAGUAGUUGAAAGUUCAAACGAAGAAAAUUUUCAACUUUUAGAUCUACAAGCACCCUCUAUUUGUGAUAAUCAAGAAGUUCUUGAGGAGAGACGGCUAGAGAUGGCUAGGCUGCAGCUGGCAUAUAUUUGUGCUCAACAUCAGUUAAUUCACUUGAAAGCAAGAAAUUUGAGCCUGAAGUCAAGUAUAAAAUGGGCAGAGGAGAAUCUUCAUAGCCUCACUAGCAAGGCUCUUGGCAAAGAUAUUUUGGAUGCUAAAAUUUCUAGCUUGAACAGUGAGAUUCUGAAACUUGAAGAACAAAUCACUCAUAUAAAAGACAAAAUUUUGCCUGCUGUGGUAAAAGAGAAUGCCCAGUUAUUGAAUAUGCCAGUUGUAAAGGGAGAUUUCGAUCUGCAGAUUGCUAAACAAGACUAUUACACAGCAAGACAAGAGUUAGUUUUAAAUCAGUUGAUAAAGCAAAAGGCAUCAUUUGAACUUGUACAAUUAUCAUAUGAAAUUGAAUUGAGAAGGCAUUGGGACAUAUAUCGUCAGCUUGAAAACUUGGUUCAAGAACUUAGUCAAAGUAAUUUGAUGCUCCACCACCAAUUAGAAAUGCUGACAGACCCAUCAGUAUCUCAGCAGAUAAAUCCAAGGAAUACCAUUGAUACCAAGGAUUAUUCUACUCAUAGGCUUUAUCAACUUUUAGAAGGAGAGAAUAAGAAAAAAGAAUUGUUUAUAACCCAUGGAAACCUGGAAGAAGUGGCUGAGAAAUUAAAACAGGACGUUUCUUUGGUACAAGAGCAGUUAGCAGUAUCUGCUCAAGAGCAUUCUUUCUUUCUGUCCAAACUAAAUAAUGAUGUGGACAUGCUUUGUGAUGCUUUGUAUCAAGGAGGAAAUCAGCUUUUGCUUAGUGAUCAGGAGUUAAUGGAGCAGUUUCAUCAAGUUGAAUCUCAACUAAAUAAGCUAAAUCAUCUUCUUACUGAUAUUCUUGCUGAUGUGAAGACAAAAAGAAAAAUUUUGGCAUCUAAUAAACUGCAUCAAAUGGAAAGAGAAUUAUAUGUAUAUUUUUUAAAAGAUGAAGAUUAUCUGAAAGAUAUUGUGGAGAAUUUAGAAAACCAGUCAAAGAUUAAGGCUGUUGGUCUUGAAGAUUGAAAAUGAAAUAUUUACUGCACGUGCUGUGUUUUAAUGUUUUAUAAGGAGGAGAAUAUAGCUAAUAAACACUAUGAAAAUUUUAAAUUCGAGGUCAAUGGAGCAUUUCAUUUAAUGAAUUCAAGUACUAUAUCAAUUUGGUUUAUUAUAUGUUUGUUCAAAGUACCAGUGCUUUUUAUGACUUGAACAUUUGCUUGGUGGCACUUAGUCCUGGUAACUUUUAAGUUACAGAGAAAAAGCAUUAUUAUAUAAUGCAAAUAUUUUUUACAGAGUUAAUUGUAUCUCUCAUUUUAUUUUUUUAGAGAUAGAAAUUUCUGCUGUUAAAUAUUUUAAAAAUUUGUACGACUUUGAAUCAGCAUUGUUAAAGCUGUAGACCUUAAUAAAUGGAAUAGUUAAGUCCCCUCAUAUUUGUCUAUGAAGUAAAAUUCUGCCACUCAAACUGUAUUCACCCAUAAUUCCCUGCUGUAGACUUCGAGACUAUUUUAAUGUUCCUGCUUGUACCACAAAGAAUGUCAAGUCUCCAUUGGCCAUUGCUCAUUUUAGCGGUUGGGUCCUAGGGAUUCAAUAUUUCUGCAGGACAGAUGUCAGCAGUGCUUUGACUUCAGUCUGACUUACAUAUAAAUGAAUGACUUUCAAAUGAAGUUUCAAAAUUCCAUAGAAGUGGUUGCUCAGAUGUAUAACACUAUUUUAAUCAAUUUCUUAGGAGUGAAAAUACCUAAGUGUUGGAGUCUACUGGUUGGGAUACAAGUGUAGUAUUUGGACAAUUAGAAAUUAUUUUAAGAGUUGAGGUAAAAUAAUUUGAAGUAGCUUAUUUAUCAGUUAUUACAUCAAAUGAUUCUUGAGUGCCAGGUUUAUAUGUGACCUCUGUUACAUACUAAGAAGCUUUAUGGAGAAAAGAGAAGAUUUAGACACUACCUUCAAGAAAUAUUACUGCUCCAAAAAUGUAUUACCUGCUUGUAAUGUGGAAUGCCUGUCUAAAAACUUCACAUUUUAGGUGAUCUUUAUGGAGUUUUUUAGCUACAACCAUCAGAAAAUGGGUAUGCUUAGGUGACAUAUGGGCCUUGACAAUUUUGAACAAAUAUGUUUUGCUAAUUAUUGUAUUUGUACAUUUUUCAAAAUUUGUAUUUGUUAAGUAGAUGUUAAUAUGCUUGAAAAAUUUGUAGCAAUAAGUUUUGCCUAAGAUUUUGUUAUUAACUCCUCACAGGUAACCUUUGUUUGUUCCUGUUUUUCCCUCUGCCCUACCUUGGAAUUGAGAAUUUACUUGAAAUUUUUCUCCUCUCCAGUAAUGUGGGAAAAUGUCACCUGGUUUUCUGGUUCAUGAAACAGCAAAUUCUGUUUAGAUUAGUGCCAAAUACAUUAGAUGUAUUACCAGCUACUCGAUUUGUACUGUCCCUUCUAGACCUUCACCUGCUCAGCCCAGGAGGCCAGUACAGCCCAGCAGUGCAAGUGAAAGGAUGUCAGGUUAUGUGUCUGUCAUAAUAACCCAAGACAGUUAAAAAUAAUUUUUAUGUUACUAGAUCUGUAUGCUUGAAGAUUAUAAUUAAGCCGUUUGUUUCAAACCUCAAGAAGUAGGAAAUAUUUGAGUAGAUUGCUUGCUUCAAGAUUGGAGAUACGUUCUUUACUUUGUUGUCUAUUUACCAUAAUACCCAGUUGAGCCUCUAAAUGUUUCACUUUCUUCUUACUAUCUUAUCUGUAUUAUGGGGACAAUUAAUACCUAUUUCCUGUAGUGGUGAAUAUAGUAAUUUUUAUGAAUGUCUCUACAUAAAAAUUUUUACAUGACUUUUUCUUAUUUUGAAGUCUCAAAAUUAAUAUAUGGGUAUUAUGUUUAUCUUA